GGUACGCUAACAUAAGCACUAAAGUGUAAACACACUUUAUCUAAACACCACUUAAUCCUGUCUCAAACCAUGGCGAAUGAUGCAAUGCAACGCAAUGGAAGGCCUGGAAUGGCCUCGUCUACUGCCCAGAAGUGAAGUGGCGCUUCAACCGUGCGUUUGAUUGAGUGUCCAAGACGGACAGUCUGUGAUUUGACCUAUUUAGCUACUUCCACAUCCUCUGGUCCAAUGGAACUGAUGUCCGUCUGCCGACCUUCCUCCAGCUUUGGCUUUGUCUUUGUCUCGAGUCUUUGUGCAGACAACCGCUGGGUUUAUUUAGCAAACGUUUAGCCAGCUAAAUUAGCCUUCGACUUUUGGAAAUUGCAGCCCGUCUGUUCUGGCUUGUAGCUAAACGGCUAAUCGUAUAGACUACGCGGCGACGCCCAUUUCGGAUUCCCAUUAGCUAACCUUGGUAGCUGAAGCUGUGGUAAAGCGGACCCUACAGCUGGCUGAUUGCUACUGUCGGACUGGCCCUUUAAAAUUGACAACCGUAGUCCAGCGUUGCGGAAGUUUUCUUUUUUGUUUAUUUUUUUUUAAUGGAAAAGUUUUGUCAGGGAAAGCUGUUGUAGAUAUUUAUUGUUUGAUUGUACAUAGAGGUGCUUAUUGCUGGCUAGAUUGCACAAAGAAACAUCACUGUAUAAAAUGAAGGACUAUAGCUAACAUUUCUGGCUAGCUAGUCAGCCAGAAAUGCUGUUGUAUCGUAGGUAGCUAACAUUACAGUAGCUAAUGUAGCAAGAUUAUUCGUCGAACAUGGGACUAAUAAUGUUAGCGGAUUAAAGUGAUGACACGUUAGCUAUUAACGUUACAUUCGUGAUGGAUAUAUGACUUGUUAGCUAGUAGCUACCAUUCAUUUCUUCGGUUGCUAGCUAGAAAAUCAACAGAAAAAUGUCUUCGUAUUCCAAGUGGAGAAAUAGCAAUCACUUCUAUUACUGCAUAAAGUUCACCCUCAAUAUUUACUCUAUGCUUUUUUCGCUGGUGGGCCUGUGCGUGCUGUGCGUGGGGAUCUACGCGGAGGUGGAGCGGCAGAAGAACCGCACGCUGGAGGGCGUGUUCCUGGCCCCCGCCGUGGUGCUGAUCCUCCUGGGCCUGGUCAUGUUCACCGUGUCCCUGGUGGGCAUGGUGGGCUCCCUCAGAGACAACAAGACCCUGCUGCACAUGUUUCUCUGCGUGCUGUGUGUCCUGCUGGCUCUCCAGGCCCUGGGGCUCAUCGUCGCCCUUAUUUUUGAGAAGAAGACGAUCGCCUUGUUUCAGAACAGCAUCCGCGAGGGAAUCAAACACUACUACGAUGACCUGGACUUCAAAAACAUCCUGGACUUUGUGCAGGAGAAGUUCUCCUGCUGUGGAGGGGAUGAGUACAAGGACUGGGGCGUCAAUCAGUACCACUUCUGCAACGGCAGCGGCCCGCUGGCCUGCGGCGUCCCGUACACCUGCUGCGUGAGAGGCCAGGUGGGGGAGGUGGUCAACACUCUCUGUGGCUACAAGACUCUCAAUCAGGAGCGUGUGGAUCUGGAUGGACUGAUACACGUGCGGGGCUGUAUUCACGCAGUGAACCUGUGGAUGGGAGACAAUAUUGGGAUCACAGUGGGGAUCUGCUGUGCUGUGGGCCUGCCACAGUUGCUGGGGAUCGUGCUCAGCUGUGUGUUCUGGAACAUGCUGGUGGAGAUGAGCCAGUCGGCGGACAUGGUGGACUUCCGCCUGCUGAAGAGGGCCGGGUUCGAGUACGGCGAGCUGGACCUGGCCGGGGCGGGCUGGUGCCUCUGCCUGCCCCGCGACGGGGGCUACCUGCCCGUCCCGGCCUCCGAACCCCAGUCCUGGGCCCCCGAGCCGUCCCGCCCGGACCGCCGCCCCGUCCGGAGACAGCAGCCCCUCUACCGGGCCGGGUCCCAGCAGCUGGGUCCAGGACGGGGGAUCGGAGUGGACGAGGUGGACAUCCGGGCCUACUGAACCAGGCCGAGAAGGGAUUAAAUUACGUGUCAUUUUAUUAUUAUUAUUAUUAUUAUUAUUUUUUUUUUUUAAUAAUGUCUUUAAUUUAAUUUUCUAUUAAUGUUGUUGUGUCCGUCCUAUUGCACUAAUUGUUAGACUACAGACACAAACAAUCGACAAAUGAGGGAUAAAUUUACCAAAGGGACAUCCAAGAGGGCGGAGCAUAAUGAUAUGGCACUUGAUGUGAGGGAGUUGUAGUUUUUUAUCCUGGAUUUGUGAGUUCCCGUGUUCUUUUUAGAUGGAGAGCAACGUUUGAAGUCUGAUACUUUGAUAAUUUAUAACUGAAUUUCCUAAUUUUAAUUAUUAUUUUUGUCUUGUAGCAUUUUGGUUUAAAAAACAAAAAAAAAAAACAUCUUAAAUGUAUUUGCCUAUCAACAUAGUAUUGGGUAAUUUUAAUUUGUAUCAUUAUAAAUCACUUUUUUUAAGGUCUCGUUUUGUUUUUCUAUUGAUGAUGAUGAUGAUGAUGAUGAUGAUUCUGAAAGUCCUAUACCUCAGGCUAUGCUAAAAUGGCCGACUGUACUUGAGGAAAUUUAC
Molecule: messenger RNA, 2553 nt
Organism: Anguilla anguilla (European eel)
Lineage: Eukaryota; Metazoa; Chordata; Actinopteri; Anguilliformes; Anguillidae
Exons: 8
Coding region: 922-1980 (352 amino acids)
Cellular component (GO): membrane
Source: RefSeq, a predicted model, not a curated record